This is a messenger RNA of Coregonus sp. 'balchen', 11100 nucleotides long. The record is from the annotation of a GenBank genome assembly. NCBI's taxonomy places the organism in Eukaryota, Metazoa, Chordata, Actinopteri, Salmoniformes, Salmonidae.
AUGUUUGGCUGUAGUGCAUCAGCCCAGGUGAAGACCAGUAGAGAGACUAAAGGACAGUACCUCUCAGCCAACAUGGCCUUCUCUGUAGGGGUCAUGUCUGCCAUGUACCUCUGCAAGGGGGUCUCAGGUAAACCCUACUACACCUUUAAUCCCAUGAAACAACAACUCAUACAGUAUACAGUAUGUACAGUACAGAGGAGGCUGGUGGGAUGAGCUAUAGGAGGACGGGCUCAUUGUAAUGGCUGGCAUGGAACUCCUGGAACGUAGUCAAACAUGUGGUUUCCAUAUGAUACUGUUCCAUUUACUCCAUUCCAGCCAUUACAAUGAGCCCGUCCUUCUAUAGUUCCUCCCACCAGCCUCCACUGGUACAGUAUAUUUCCCCUUCAACUGACAACCCUAAUCCUAAAAUGAAUACACACAGCAAAUUCUCCAGUGUUAAAUUAACACUGACAGACAAAUAUGUUAUCAUGAUGUCACGGACGUUGAAGGACGGGUCAGACCAAGGCGCAGCGUGAAAUGCAUACAUGUUUAUUAUCCAAAAUAAACACACGAACAAAACAACGUAACGUGAAGUCCUCAGGCUAAACGCAACGCAACGCAACGCAACGCAACGCAACGCAACGCAACGCAACGCAACGCAACGCAACGCAACGCAACGCAACGCAACGCAACGCAACGCAACGCAACACAACACAACACAACACAACACAACACAACACAACACAACACAACACAACACAACACAACACAACACAACACAACACAACACAACACAACACAACACAACACAACACAACACAACACAACACAACACAACACAACACAACACAACACAACACAAGCCUAUACACGGAACAAGAUCCCACAACUAAUGAUUGCAAACAGGCUACUUAAGUAUGAUCCCCAAUCAGAGACAACGAGCGACAGCUGCCUCUGAUUGGGAAUCACACCCGGCCAAACAUAGAAAUACACAACCUAGAAUGUGAACAUAGAAAUAAUAACAUAGAUCUCCACACCCUGACUCAACAUACAAGAGUCCCAUAAGUCAGGGCGUGACACAUGAAAAUGUUAUUACUCAACACAAUACAAGUAUUUAAUAAGGCCUUAUUUUGAGGGCCUAGUUUUAUCCUAAUGCAGUAGCCUGAAACUCAUGUUCUUCAGGCCUGCAAGUCACAUUGUGAUGGCUUGCAAAGUGAUGUGUAAUUCCUAUUGGAAUACAGCCAGAGUGGGGAUAUCCAACAUUUUGGAAUUUUUAUUCACCUGCAAUCUGCAUUCAGAAUGACUGCCGGGUUGAGCAGACAAAGCCAUGAGACAACCUAAACCAUCUAAACUGGAACAACCAUUUCAGUAACGGGUGCAAUAAAUCCAUGUAACAGAUUGUAAUAGUUUUGAAAAAUUUUAUGUUAUUUAUAUUUAAGUAACAUAAGAUUAAUGAAUCAACAGUACAUGCAAAAAACAUAGAUAUUGAAAUAAACAAUUCCAAAAAUCAACCUGCAAUAGAGCAUGCUGGGAAAUAUGUUAAUGAUGGGCAUGGUUUUGGUUUAACACUGGUUAUUAACACCAAAGCUUGUGUUCUUUUUACACCAAUUAGUGUUAAUGUAACACUUACAGGGUUAAUUGAACACCUGAAUCAACACUAGGAAUGUUACACUAAAAAAUCAACACUAGGUAAUACUGGCCAAUUUGCUGUGCACCAUUACUAAGCUUGAUUUCAUUAGCGGUUCUCAUAUGUCUGUACCCUCCCAUUCUACGUAUUUAUACCAUACUGUCAACGGCAGUCUGGCAACAGUAACGGACGUAGGGGUGGUGUGAAAUGGUCACACAAGCGCCCAGACUUCUAUGUGAGUUAUGAGUGUAACAUUACUGUGGUCACACAGUGCUAGCUGUCUGUCGUGUCCUGGUGAUUCAUUCUGCAUUAGGCUGUUACUGCAGUGGCCACAACUCUCCAUGGUCUCACUCCCACACAUACUCUCACUCUUUUUAAUCUGUGUGUGUGUGUGUGUGCGUGUGUGCUUGUGAUGUUCACAGAUUUAGUGGGUGAGAUCAUAAACAGGUUGACAGAUUCUCUCCCUCUCUCUCCCCCUCUCUCUCCCUCUCCUCUCUCGUCUCUCUUCUCCUCUCCCCCUCCUUCUCUCUCUCUCUACCUCUCUAUCUCCUCUCUCUCUCUCUCUCUCUCUCUCUUGCUCUUGCUCUCUCUCUCCUGUAGGAGCCCAUCUGAACCCAGCGGUCACUCUGAGUUUCUGUUCGUUGGGCAGGGUGCCCUGGGUGAAGCUGCUCCCAUACUCUCUGUGUCAGGUGCUGGGAGCUUACCUGGCCUCUGGCCUGGUCUUCCUGGUCUACUAUGGUCAGUCACACACACUCUCACACCAGUCCCACCAAUCAUUGGUGUCAUGUCAGCUUGUUACAUGCAGAUGCAGCAGUAUAGAGUGGUAAGACAUUAGGAUAUAGUGUGUGCCAUGAUGAAUGUCACUGAACAACCAGUUCCCUCUCUCUGUCAGAUGCUAUCAUGGACUUCAGUGGAGGGAAUUUGACAGUGUACGGGGCAAAUGAGACGGCAUCCAUCUUUGCCACCUAUCCCGUAGAGCACCUAUCUCUCAGCAGCAGCAUCCUAGACCAGGUCAGAUCAAUAUGAUACAGUAUGAAGCAGGAACAGAUGAGGGUGGGUCGUCACUAACUACCACAGCCACAAAGUCAUAAACCAUGUCUAUUUUCUACAAUUUCUCUUCUUAAAAUCUGAUUUUAAACCUAAACCUAACCUUAACCACACGGCUAACCUUAUGCUUAACCCUAACCUUAAAUUAAGAUUACAUUAUCAUUCAUUGUUACAAUAUAGACAAUUAUAUACUUUGUGGCUGUGCUAUCUAGUGGAAACCAUAAUGGUGUUAUAAAUGUGAACAUUCAGAAAUAUAAGAAAGUUAAAUGGAACUGGGUGAUUUGUUUUGUUAACGAUUGACUCCUCGAGAGCUUGGGACUAUAAGGUUCUAUCUGCAUUUUUGUCAAAAUUGAGUUUUUGACAUAGCCUUGUUCUGUUCAAUGUUCUCUACCUACUGUAUAUAGUACUCUAAAUACCACCAAUUCAUGUUGUUAAGUUCAAAAGAAUACAAGAUAAAAUUGUUGACAUCAUUCAAACCAAUGACGGUUUGGAACUUUAAUGAAGCCAAUUAUCUCAGAAUGAUCUUUUUGCAGAUAGAACCUUAUAGUCCCAAGCUCUCGUCCUGUAUUUGCUGGUUUCACACACAGGUGGUGGGCACUGCCAUGUUGAUGCUCUGCAUCCUCCCAUUGGACGACCAGAAGAAUAGUCCUGCCCCCGACGCUCUGAUCCCGCCCAUCGUUGCCGUGGUGGUCCUGGGGAUCGGCAUGUCGAUGUCGUCCAAUUGCGGAGGAGCGAUAAAUCCCGCCCGUGACUUGGGGCCACGCCUCUUGACACUGACCGCCGGCUGGGGCACUGAAGUGUUCACGUAAGUCUUCUAGCACACACACACAUUUUGACCUGAGAAAGCAGGUGUGCAACAUGUGAGACAAUACAUGAAUUGGUCAGUGGGUCAGUUAAAUGCAGGGGAGAGAAGAGUGAACCAUAUAAAAGGAGUGGCCUACUCCUGAACUAGAGGUGGAUCUGGUUUGUGUGUUUGUGAAUGUGUUGGUGCCAAGUGUGCCAAGUGUGCCAAGCACAGGAGGCUGCUGAGGGGAGGAUGGCUCAUAAUAAUGGCUGGAAUGGAGUGAAUGGAAUGGUAUCAAACACAUAGAAACCAUGUGUUUGAUGUGUUCGAUACCAUUCCAUUAAUUCCAUUCCGGCCAUUACUAUGAGUCGGUCCUCCCCAAUUAAGGUGCCACCGGCCGCCUGUGGUGCCAAGUGUGCCCGUAAGACACUUUAUGUCUAUAGGAACAUCUACCAGCAGAUACCAAUGUGCUAGACAGGUACAUGACGGACACACAUGGCACAGAUACCAUAUUUCAAUUUGGAACUGGGCACGAGCUGUUGGAGUGUAGUUGAUUGACUUGCAGACGUGGUAACGAAUCCUCCCUCCCUCCUUCUCUUCUCUCUAGGUGUUAUAACUACUGGUUCUGGGUUCCCCUGACGGCUCCUCUGCUGGGAGGGAUGGUGGGCUCUGGGAUGUAUCUGGUCUUCAUCGCGUGGCACCUGCCCGACCUUCCAACGAACCCCCCCAUAGAUAGCCCCUCUACCAAACCCACCGCAGAGGUGUGGAAGCAGCCCCCAGCACCAGAGAAGGAAGGGGUGGAGUUGAAAACUGCCGUUUUCUAGAUAGGGUAGAGACAUUCAGGCCUACUGUUGAAGUGAGAAUGUGCACAGUGAGCGGGAAUCUUUUCAUUUUAAUCACUGAAUUCCAACUGACUUCGAAGAGACUCCAACCCCCCACUGGGCAAAAACUGGUUGAAUCAACGUUGUUUCCAUGUCAUUUCAACCCCAAAAAAUCAAAGGGAUGACAUUGAAUCAACGUGAAAAACUGAUUGGAUUUGCAAAAGGUCAUCAACAUAAGGGCAUUUAUCUUUUUUUCUACCAACUUUUCACCUAAAUCCAAUGUUGUUGAAUUCACAUUAGUUGACAACUCAACCAAAUGUAAAUCAAAACUAGACAUUGAACUGACUUCUUUGCCCAGUGGGGAGACAUUUUUCUCUGGCUGGCUGUUUCCUAUAUGAGAAGGGACAUGCUAACAGACUGAUGGGAGAACAUCUGUCCAAGACUCCCCUCCUAUCAUAUUGUUCUAUUGAGAUGCUGCUACUGAUUGAAGAUCAUGUGUAUAUAUUAGUAGAGAGCUUCUAUGACAUACAGCUAUGAAAGGAGAAAUUUAUAUUAUGAUUAGAGCCUUCUGAUUGUUUUUUUGUGGGUUUUAUCUUUGACAGGUAUUUCCAGCAUUAGCAACUGGGUUUGCUGCAGGCAGAAAUCCAAGGAAAAUGCUCUUUAAUUGACACAAGCUGUCUACAAUCAAUCAUUCAAUGUCUGAAUGUGAGUGAGUGACUGUUAUGGGGGGGCUAAGCUAGGUGAGGCGUAUCUCUACGAAACGUAAUUGCACAAAGCCUAUUAUUUGGCAGGGAAUACUAUUUGUACACUGAACAAAAUGUUUAAUGCAACAUGUAAAGUGUUGGUUCCGUGGUUUAUGAGCUGAAGUAAAAGAUCCCAGACAUUUUCCAUAUGCACAAAAAGCGUAUUUCUCUCAAAUGUUGUGCACAAAUUUGUUUACAUCCCUGUUAGUGAGCAUUUCUCCUUUCCCAAGAUAAUCCAUCCACCUGGCAGGUGUGGCAUAUCAAGAAGCUGAUUAAACAGCAUGAUAAUUACACAGGUGCACCUUGUGCUGGGGACAAUAAAAGGCCACUCUAAAAUGUGCAGUUUUGUCACAACACAAUGCCACAGAUGUCUCAGAUGAAUGUCCACCAGAGCUGUUGCCAGAUAAUUUAAUGUUAAUUUCUGUACCAUAAGCCAAUGUUGUUUUAGAAAAUUUGGCAGUACGUCCGACCAGCUUUACAACCCAGGACCCCCACAUCUGGCUUCUUCACCUGCGGGAUUGUCUGAGACCAGCCAACCAGACAGCUGAUGAAACUGAGGAGUAUUUAUGUCUGUUAUAAAGCCCUUUUGUGGGGAAAAACUAAUUCUGAUUGGCUGGGCCUUGCUCCCCAGUGGGUGGGCUAGUCUCCCAAGUGGGUGGACCUAUGCCCUCCCAGGCCCACCCAUGGCUGUGCCACUGCCCAGUCAUGUGAAAUCCAUAGAUUAGGGCCUAAUGAAUUUAUUUCAAUUGACUGAUUUCCUUAUGAACUGUAACUCAGUAAAAUCGUUGAAAAUGUUGAACAUUGCGUUUAUAAUUUUGUUCAUUAUAGAUCAGUGAUUAUACACCUCAUUUUGCUCAAGCUGAUCCUCUCCCAGACUCAAUCCCUGAUCAUCGGAGGCUAUAAAAAUGGGGGCAAUUAGGGGAGAAGCUAUGAAUCCAACUAGAAAAGAUUAAAAAAAACUCUAAAUCAGAAUAUCGCUUGAAAUAAGAGUGUGCCAAUAAUAAUGAUAAGAAGCUCUUUGAAGAUGACAGCAAUUCUGGAAAAGCCUGCAAUUUAGCAUUAGACUAUAAACGGAAAGACAGGAUACACACCCAUCUGCAAUAAAAUAAACACAUUACACCCAAGACAGUUUAGAUAGGUGGCAGAUCGUGGUGGAUAUAGCGAAAUACUCUCAUCCUUGCAUAACAAGACAUCAAUCUCUUCUUAACAUAUGAGUUUGAUAGGCAUUUUUAUAUCAUAAAAUUGAGAAGGGGAAAUGUUGACUAUUUUCUGAGCAUAAAUGGUAAGCCUAUUUUCAUUCGCUAUAGAAAUAAAAUUCCUCCAACUUCUCCAACUCUGUUAAUACCGCAGUAUUUGGAGAGAUACGCUUCGCCAUCUCCCAGCCUGCAGCCCGCAGCCACAAAGUGCGCGUAAAAGCUCAGGUACUCGGAAUGAUAUGCUGACACUGUUGAAUACAUCACUGCCUGUAAAUACACUGUAUUAGCCAGAACAACGUUAACGUGUUCACCCAGCUCUCCUAUAAAAUAUGAAGAACAUAUUGGCCUUGCGUGUCAGUGUAUUUGUCUGUGGUUCAUGGAGAUGGUUUCGGUUUUUUAAACCAGACUGCGCCUCUGUUCAUUACAUGUGUGUUAAUGAAUGGCACAUUUUGAGAUUGUCAACUUUUUCGAGAGGGAUGUUGGCGCUUGCAAAAGCCAUAUCCUCAGCAUUUACGAUUUUACAUGAAAUGGCUACUUAGUUCGGAAAUAGGCUACAUUUUUGGUUGUUGAUAACAUGCCUAUUAUUUACCAUAUAAUGUUGAUAACAGACAAUGCAUAAGUUAAAUAUUUAUUUUAAUAUUGUCCUUAAGAUAGGCUAAUAAUUUGGUUCAUUGGGCUAAAGUGUAGGCUGCUGAUGAGAAUAAUUGUCAGUAAACAUUUAAUUUCAGGUCAUGGUUGGGAAUGUAUUUUGCACAAAUUGGAUAAUUAUGUUAGAUGAUCAUGGUAUGCACGUGUGACAAUUAAUUAACAUGUGGUGUGAGAAGGCGCUAUAUCGGCCUCUUGAGGUCAGAUGAUCGAAAUGCGAAAAAUUAAAUUACAUUUAAAAAACGCCUGUCCCUAAUUAUGAUUAUUUUACUAUUAUUUUAUUAUGAUGUGAAAAUCUUAUGGUUGCACUUAUGCCAAUAACUCCUGAGUAAAAUGUGUUCAUAUUAUUUCAUAAACUCCUUAUAUUGCAGCAUAAAGCAUGAAGUUAAUCUGUGGAAUAAAUAUGAAUUACCAAUUAUAAACUUGUGUAUACAUUUUCUGGAGUUCAGGCCUUUUUUAUUAGCACAUUUCGGGCAUCUGCUUCUGCAUGUGUCCAUGUGUCUGUGUGUUUGUGCUGCUUGAGAUCCUUUUUUAAAAUGUCGUAGGUGGUUUAAAAAACAGAUUGUUUUUCGUUUAAUUUGAACGAUUCACCAUCCAUGGGUUUAUGGUGAAAAGAUAGGCCUACAUUGCUCGAAUGCAAUACCAUUUCGUCUGCUAUUUCUGGAGGAGUGCAAAUAUGAUUUUGGGGCUGCAGGUAGCCUAGCGUUUAAGAACGUUCGAAUCCCUGAGCCAACUAGGUGAUAGAUCUGUCAAUGUGAUCUUGAGCAAGGCACUUAACCCUAAUUAGGAAGGUGUUCUUAAUGUUUUGUACACUCAGUGUAUAACGCUACCACCAGCCCAAAAUGUACCAUUGCAUUAGGUUUGUUAAAAUAGAGCCCACAGGAUUCUAUCCAAGCUAAAACAUGAGCAGGUGACACCUGGAGCUGCAGCAUAUCAACCAGGGAUGUGGUGACAUGUGACCUACAGUGGGAGUGUUUACUGUCUCCAUCAUGACCUACUCACACUGACAAUUACAUCAAUUGUUGCAAUCUUCACUCCUCUCUCUCUUCACUCACACAACUCUCGCGUCAUUGUUCAUGAAAGGUUGUGUUUCCUUCCAACUUGUCUCUCUCCAUCUUUCUCUCUCUCCCUUUCCCCCCAUCUUUCCCUCUCUCCAGGGCAAGUAACACAUUGUAUCAUUUGACCUCUCUGGCCUUCAAAAGGAGAUUUCCCCUCACACAUCCAUACUGAAAAGUUGACCAUUUUGGCAUUGCCUGUAGAAAGUGUGAGAAGGACCAGUGUGUGUGUCUGGGUGUGUGAGUGUGUGUGGAGCAUCCAUGUUUUUGUGUAAUUUAGAUGUUGACGUCGCCCACUAACCACAUCAGAGAACGUACUGGAGCCACGAAUUACAGCACUCCGGGGUUCGUGUUGGUCUGCGUUUUAUCUAUUCAUUUUAUCAUUUUAUUUGUUCUCUCUAGCCUUAAUCUGUUCAGGUAGAGAGCUGUAGCAGUUCUAAACCGUCUAGUUUUUUGUUCAUGUUUGGUAGUGGUAGUUGCACCUGCUUGUGUCAGUGCAGUAGUGUCAGCGUUAAAGUAUCAGUGUCUGCACGUUUCAGUCAGUCCUGCUGGAAGUGUGUGCAGCAUCAGUGUUGUAUUAGCAUUGUUUUUAAGCUUGUCUGGGACAUUUCAGCGUGGAGUCAGUGCUGCGGUCUUAGUGUGUGCAAGUGAGUGCAGGGUCAUUGUUGUGGUCUCAGUAAUAAGUAUCCCAGGCAGUAUGUAUUGGUGUGUGAGAGAGAGAUGGAGAAGGCUCGAGGCUGGUUGAGUUCUAACAUGAAGCCCCUCUUCAGAGAAUGUCUAGCAGAGUGUAUGGGAGUCUACGUCAUGAUCGUGAGUAUACCCUCCGCUAUAUGCAACCUGACCGUAACCAUCGACCGUAACCAUUUUUGUUUAUUUUUCAUGCUAUGGUGCUGGGAUGUUGUGUUGUGUCUGUCCAGUUGUUUGGCGUAGGCUCCAUGGCCCAAAACAUCACCAGUAGGAACAUGAAGGGGGAAUAUCUGUCCACUAAUUUUGCCUUCGCCUUAUGGGGAUCUAUUCUCUUACAACUAGAUGUGAAAGAAUACAUUAAUGAUUAAACAUAAUAGGUUUGUGCUAUACUGAUAUAGAUUGUUUAACAUAACAAGUUGUGAUUAAUGUGAGGAACCGUUAGGGGGUAGGCUGAGAUAGGCUUGUGACUCACACACACACACACUGCCUCUUUGUUAAACUGCUCAAGGACAUGUGUACUGCUACAAUGAAAAAGAACAAACUAUGUCUGAGGUUGCUGACUCGAUACAAGUUGUAAAGAUAACAACUAAUGCCCGACAACAGUGAAGCGCCAAGGGGCUGGGACCAGCCUGAGCGCCAACGAUAGCUCAGUUCUCUGUCUGCCCUGCGUGGUUUUUCAGUGGGCCCGUAUAUACGAACAUCAUAUUUACCAUUCAAGUGUUUGCAUUAAUUAAAAUACUAGUCUAUUUUAGAAGACGUGUAUUGACCUCUUUUUGUUCCUAUACCAGAUUUGAAUUGACGCAAUUUGACAGCCUUCGCCACCACCUUCGGCAUGUACAUCACACGAGGAGUAUCGGGUAAGGACUGAAACCGAGUCUGUCUGAAAUCAUGUUUAAAUAACAUUGCAGCUUUAAUUGUUUCAUAGAUUCUAAAGUGUUUUUCCGCUACAAAAUCAAACCCAUUUCGUAGAUUGUUGAACAAAAUGUAUAAUGUAUUUUAUAAAGCCCUUUUUACAUUGGCAAUCGUCACAGAGUGACACCAUUGUGGAUAUGUUGGCUGGUGGUGUUGUAUGUGAUAGUGAUGUAUGUGUGUCCUCUCUCUGCUAGGGGCCCAGUUAAAUCCCGCGGUGUCCUUCAGCAUGUGUGUGUUGGGCAGACACCACUGGAGGAAGUUUCCCUUCUACACUGUGUUCCAGCUGAUAGGCUCAUUCAUGGGGGCUGUCACCAUCUACACUCUCUACUAUGGUAAGGAACUGUUACAUUUAUACGCAUAUCAUUAUGAGUAUGCUCUUUACAGUAAUGAGUUAAAUUGAUAUGCUACUUACACCUAUAAAACAAUGUAUUCUAUACCCUUCAUUAUAAGGUUUUGUUUUACGAGGAGCUAACCUUUUUGUCUACGUACACACAUUGAUUCACUCACAGACGUGCACACAGAUGCAAACACACGCUCACACACACUCACACGCACACAAUCAUACCACUCCCCUUUACCAUGCAGAAGUGACAUUUGUUGUGGAGACAGACAGAGAGGCAAACAGAAACAGACACAAAGAUCUCUUUGUAUGGAGGAAUAAUCGGUCAUGUUGAAUAAAAAAGAUAAAACGUCUGCAAUAACAGCACUGAUGUUACAGUGAAGCAGGUUUCUAAACAUACAGUAGAUAUUCUGUUUUAGUAUCAUCUGUCUCCCUCUCUCUCCCCCCCUCUCUUGCUCGCUCUCUCUCUCUCCUCCUCUCUCUCUCCCCCCCCCCCCCCCUCUCUCUCUGUGUGUAGAUGCCAUUAUGAACUACUGCCAGGGCAACCUCACAGUGACAGGUCCCACUGCCACAGCCCAGAUCUUUGCCACAUACCCUGCUGACUACCUCAGCAUCUGGAACGGUUUCGUAGACCAGGUCGAUGGAGAGAGGAGUGGAGAGAGGAAGAGAGGGAUGUAGAUAGAGAGAGGGAUGGAGAGAGGAAGAGAGGGAUGUAGAUAGAGAGAGGUAUGCAGCAGAGAGGAAGAUAGAAGCAGCAGAUAGAUAAAGAGAAAAGUCUGCAUUACUGUAACAUAAAAUUGUCAUACUAACAGCCCAAUGCUGAGUCGAUAUCAUACAGCAUCAACCAUGGCUAACACCCCCCCCCCCCCCCCCCUCUCGCUUUCUCUCUCGCUUUCUCUCUCUCUCUCUCGCUCUCUCUCUCUCUCUCUCUCUCUCUCUCUCGCUCUCUCUCUCUCUCUCUCUCUCUCUCUCUCUCUCUCUCGCUCUCUCUCUCUCUGUCAGUGCUGGUGGGGGGUGGUUCUGGGUGCCCCUGGUGGCCCCGUUCCUGGGGGCUAUGGUAGGCGUGGCUCUGUACCAGCUCUUCAUUGAGCUGCACCACCCACCCCUUCAACUGGAGUCCAAUGGGCUCUGUCUGGAGAACAAGAUGGCGCCCGGUCUGGAGGCAAUGGAACUGGGCCUGAAGUCAUUCCCCAAGGACAUACGAUCUCAAUCUCUAGCUGUUAUUCAGCUGGACAUAGAGAAGGCUGCCCAUCUGGAGGAGAAA